Messenger RNA from Metarhizium acridum CQMa 102, 1659 nucleotides. The record is from RefSeq and is a predicted model, not a curated record. Lineage: Eukaryota; Fungi; Ascomycota; Sordariomycetes; Hypocreales; Clavicipitaceae.
AUGUGCGGCAUCCAUGUCGCCAUUUACACAGCUGGACAAUGUCCCAGACCGUCGGCCGCCCUGGAACGUCGGCUCCGGAGUCGUGGCCCUGAUUACCUGGGCACAGUCACAACUAACCUGGGCGCAAAUGACGCUGUAUCGCUAUCAUUCACGUCGACGGUGCUUUGUUUACGGGGGGAUCACAUGACGAAGCAGCCGCUAGUGGAUGAGACGACUGGCUCGGUGCUCUGCUGGAACGGAGAAGCUUGGAAGAUCAAGGGGGAGAAAGUCCAAGGUAAUGACAGUGAGGCUGUUCUGUCUUUGCUGAGCGUGGCCAGUCGCCGCUCCUUGGAGGAUGAUGGAAAAGGCGUGCUUGAUGCGCUUCGUGAAGUUGAAGGCCCAUUCGCCUUCAUCUAUUUUGACAAACCCGCGAAGCGUCUGUACUACGCACGAGACCGUUUAGGACGGCGGUCUUUGCUGGUACAGCCUGGAGAGCCGUUUCUUCUGGCGAGCAUUUCUGACUCUCUGACAUCUGGAUGGGGUGAAGUCGAACCAGACGGGAUAUACACAUUGCAAUUCAACCAUCAGUCUAUUGCGGUGGAGGACCUUGUUCUCACCAGACACGACUGGGUUGAGGACCGCUCACUAAUAUCAGGAAUCGGCGUCUUCAACGGUUCCCUCGCAGUGGAGUCCUCUCGUCUCACCAACAAGUCCAGCGCUGUAGCCCAACUGCGUCAGCUUCUAACCGAGUCUCUCCAAUUGCGAGUGUUGCACGUACCCACACCACCAAAGGCAUCAUCCACAGAUGCCAGAAUUGCGGUCCUGUUCUCCGGAGGGCUGGAUUGCACCGUGUUGGCUCGUCUCGCAAGUGACAUUUUGCCGCCGGACCAGCCUAUAGACCUGCUUAAUGUUGCCUUUGAGAAUCCCAGGCUUGCAGCCCACAACAAGGGUGCGUCUCAGGACGAGCUCUUUGAGUUGUGUCCGGAUCGGAUUACAGGAAGGAAGUCUUUUAUGGAACUCCUCGCUGCUUGUCCCUUGCGAAUAUGGCGUCUAGUUAUUGUAAACGUGCCGUUCUCACUGGCCACGGAACAUCGUUCCGAAGUGAUUGAAUUAAUGCACCCCCACAACACGGAGAUGGACCUCUCCAUCGCCUACGCCCUCUACUUUGCCGCAAGGGGCGCCGGGCUUGGUCAAACCAGCCUGGAUUCGCAACCAGAACCGUAUGAAACCACCGCUCGUGUGCUCCUCUCUGGUCUGGGCGCAGACGAACUCUUUGGUGGCUACAUUCGGCAUGAGACAGCAUUCAACCAUCACGGCUACACUGGCCUCAUCGACGAGCUCAGACUCGACGUAAGCCGUCUGGGGAAGAGAAAUCUCGGACGAGACGACAGGGUCAUGGCCACCUGGGAGCGAGAAGUGCGCUUCCCCUACCUCGACGAAACUCUUGUAAAAUGGGCCAUCGAGCUCCCUGUCUCCCAAAAAUGCGGUUUUACCAACGAUGACACAGACGACAGCCGCAACGGGACGCCUGAGCCGGGCAAGCGAGUGCUGCGCCUACUUGCUGAGGAGUUGGGCAUGAGCGUCGUAGCAAGGGAGAAGAAACGUGCUAUCCAAUUUGGUGCCAGAACAGCCAAGAUGCAGAACGGCAAGGUCAAGGGGACGACUCUGAUUUCACCCUGA